AUGCGUUUCUCCAAGACCCUUGCCGUGGCCGCUGGCGCCAGCACCGCCAACGCCCAGCGCCCCGCGGACACUCCCAUCUGUGACUACUACACCACGGCUCUGCUCAAGGAGAACACUGCCGACAACCAGGCUACCUUCCUGACUCUGCUAGUCAACACCGUCGUCAUUGGAAACUACACCAUGCCCAAUGUCGGAGUCAGUGUUGCCGGUAUCCUGGCCAAGGGCACGUACAAGGGCAACGACGUCAACCUGCUCCCGUACUUCAACGGUGAGCUCGCGUCGAGCAACCGUGGCGGAGACGCCGGUGUCUCCAUCAACUUCCUCGAUGACGGUGGUGCCGAGCCCCUGAUGAAGAACAAGCCCUCCAACACGGAGACCUCGCAGCAAUACUUCCUGCUCACCCACUUGUACCAAUUCUUCGGCUCCCUGCUCGGCUGCAGCAUGCAGGGCAUGGCCGGCUUCGACGCCUACACGGCUGACCCGUCCAUGUACGACGUGCACAAGUUCAUGGCCCUCAACACGACCGAGGUGGGCUACUUCAUCGAGCAGGUCGGGCUCGCGGCCGCCUCGUUCGGCGUCGCCGACACCGACGUCACCGCCGUCGGCACCGCCCUCAACACCCUCUUCGGCUACCGCUGCGCCCCGCCCGCCACCGCCGUCAAGGCCCAGGGCCCCCAGCUGCAGUCCAUCUGCAUCACCGAGGACUGCCCCAUCGCCCCGAUGGCCGUCUGCGACAAGUACGAGGCUGUCGUCAAGCCCACCCUUGUCUCCAUGUCCAUGAGCGCCAGCGCCAGCGCCACUACUACAUGCAGCUCGUCGUCUUCCAGGAUGGCUACCGCUACCGGCACUGCUGGCAUGCCCAUGGGCACUAGCUCCAUGACCGUGGGCGGCUCAUCCACUACCAUGAUCCCCACCGCCGGUGCUGCUGCCAACGGCCUUAGCCUCGCUGCCGUUGCUGGUGGUAUCGCUGCUUUCAUGCUAUAA
Anthostomella pinea is the source of this 984-nucleotide messenger RNA. NCBI's taxonomy places the organism in Eukaryota, Fungi, Ascomycota, Sordariomycetes, Xylariales, Xylariaceae. The record is from the annotation of a GenBank genome assembly.